Molecule: messenger RNA, 6290 nt
Organism: Aquila chrysaetos chrysaetos
Lineage: Eukaryota; Metazoa; Chordata; Aves; Accipitriformes; Accipitridae
Gene: C5
Product: complement C5
Exons: 37
Coding region: 1534-5901 (1455 amino acids)
Cellular component (GO): extracellular region
Molecular function (GO): protein binding; endopeptidase inhibitor activity
Source: RefSeq, a predicted model, not a curated record
AGAUGUAGUGAUGUCAAAGAUGGGGAAACAUUUCAUGCAUAUGUUCAUACAAUGCACUAGCAUUUUUCCAGUAACACCAGCAUACAAAAUAAAUAUCUCUUCAGUUCUCCUUUUAGUCUUGAGAGGGUGCUGAAGAUUCACUGAGUUGGCAGAAGGGUGCUAGCAGGUGCUUGAAAAAAUUAUUUUUGACUGAUUUACUUUCCAUUAGGAAAUUAGCAAUAAUUUCAGUCUGAGUAAAAAUUAAUUCUGUAUCCUUCUUGAAACUGAGUAUCUGUUGACAGUAGACUUGUAUAAUCUUUAUUGUAGUGCUGUAUGGCUGAAACAUUGUAGGAACUGAUUUUCUAUAAAUUAUUAUGUAAAUUGCAGUUGUGCCUCAGUGCUUUAGUCAGAGAGGAGGACCCUAAUAGAAGUGUGCAUGAGACCUUUUGAGCAUUUUCUUGGCUGAUACAGGUUACAAAUACAUUUUUCAGUGUAGACACGUGUACCCAUUCUCUAUCUACGCAAGAAGUUAACUAACAUGCUUAAUCCUUUUUUAUAGUAUCUGUAUGUCAAAUUAUUAUUCAUUCCUUGAUCCAACUUGAACUCUAAAUGUUUCCUUAUAUAAGACAAAGUUAUUUGCUUUUUUUUGGAAUUUCUGAGUUCUUUAUUACUGUGCUUUAUAACCUUAUAAAUGGGAUAAGUAUAUUGAGUUUGCCUGGUUUUUAGCCAAAGAAUUGAUAUUUGGUCAUACCCUCUGGCCUUGUUUUUAUUAUUAGGGAAAAAGACUGCAUUUUUCACUUAUAUUGAGCAAAUUUAGCUAUGUUACAAAACUGGCAAAGAUGAAAUGGAUGUAGUAUGUAAAUUAAAGCAAACAGGAUCAAGUUUCUUUGAAUGGUAAGAUAGGAAGAUAUACACAUUUAGAUAUGCUCUGCACAUAGAAGUUCUGUGUGUUUAAGUAAAGCAAUACGAAAUGAAGCAAAUGUCUUUUGAGUGCUUCUAGUGGCAAAGAAAAAUCAUCCAAAUUAUGGUAAAUAAGGUGAUAGAUCCUAAUCCUGCUCACUGCAUCAAAACAGACUUGUAGCCAGCAACAGGCAUUUGUCUAACCUCAGGGGUGGUAAUUGGCAAGUGCAAGAAGCUAGCAAAUAAUGUCUUAAUGACUCUGGUUACAUUUGCAGUCUUCAAAACGUGUCUCUGCUUGUAACUAUAAAACAAAAAAUUCUGAUGAUAGUUGUAAUAUAAAUAAUGGCAUAUUCUUUUCUAAUUUAUUUCAAUGCUUUAAAAUAAGUUUCAAAUAAUUAUUAAAAUGUCAAAGCAGAAUCUUCUCAAAGUAGGCACUGAACAUGCAAAAACUUGGUGCUGGAUUUUUCUCUCUAAUUAUUAACAUGUAAUAUUGUUAAGUAGCAAUAUUAAUCUUUGUCUUUGACAUUCAUUUUUAUCUUAAAAGAUGUUUGAUUGUUGACAUUUCGUAGGUAUGGAAUUUGGAAGAUUGAAGCCAAGUAUAAGAAGAAUUUUGUAACCUCAGCUGUUGCAAAAUUUGAAGUUAAGGAAUACGCAAUGCCAAGCUUUUCUAUCAUCAUAGAGCCAGAAAGUAACUUUAUUAGUUCUGAUAAAUUUGAGAACUUCAGGAUUGUUGUGAAAGCUAGCUAUUUUUAUAAUAAAAGGCUUGCAAGUGCUGAUGUUUUUCUUCGUUUUGGAAUAAUUGAAGAAACUGGAAAAAGAAUGAUUCCUCGUGCAAUGCAUGUAGCUAGGAUUGAAAAUGGAGUUGCUCAGAUCAAUUUUAACAGUAAGAAAGCAGUGAGUUUUAUAGGGUUUCAAAGUCUAGAAGAAUUGGAUGGGUCCUAUUUAUAUAUUUUGGCAUCAGUGUUGGAGUCUAGGGGUGGCCUCAGUGGUGAAGCAGAAUUUGCUGGAGUCAGAUUUGCUCUAUCUCCUUACAAGUUAAGUUUGAUUGCUACUCCUCUCUUUGUGAAACCUGGACUUCCAUUCUUCAUUAAGGUGCAGGUGAAAGAUACAGUAGAUGACUUUGUUGGAAAUGUCCCUAUAACUGUCACUGCAAAAUCAUUUAGUGAGCAAAUGGAUGAGACUGAAUUGAUAGGAGAGGGUUCAGAAUCUGGGAGAAGACAAACAAGCAUGAAUGAUGGAACUGCUUUGUUUGUUGUUAAUAUCCCAUCCAAUAGCAAAAUAUUGGAGUUUCAAGUAAAAACUGCAGAUCCACGUCUUGUAGAUGAAAAUCAAGCAAGUAAAACCUAUGAAGCAAAAGCUUAUUCAUCAUUAAGUCAGAGUUAUCUAUACAUUGACUGGGCUUCAAACCACAAAAUACUAGAAGUAGGGGAUUUAAUAAGUAUUAAUGUAUAUCCACAUAGUCGGUAUACUCAUAAAAUACAUCACUACAGCUAUUUGAUCACAUCAAAAGGGAAGAUAAUAAGCUUUGGAACUCAGAACAGAAUUAAGGCUUUGGAAUAUGAACACUUAACUUUUCAGAUAACCCAAGAAAUGGUUCCUUCAGCACGUCUUAUUGUUUACUACAUAGUCAUGGCAGAAGAAACAGCUGAGUUAGUAGCUGAUUCAGUUUGGCUGAAUGUGGAACAGAAAUGUGGGAAUAGUCUUGAUAUUAAGCUGCAAUCAAGCAAGGAGAUACUGAAUCCUGCAGAAGUUGUAUCGCUUAACAUGAAAACACAAUUCAAUUCCUUUGUUGCUUUGUCAUCUAUUGACAAGGCUGUGUAUGGAGUCACAGGAAGAGGAAAGAGAGCAAUGGAAAAAAUAAUGCUACAGUUGGAAAAGAGUGACCUUGGGUGUGGUGCUGGAGGAGGACGGAACAACAUUGAUGUAUUCCGCAUGGCUGGGCUUACAGUUUUAACUAAUGCAAAUGCUGAUGAUUCAAAUGAAGCAGGUGAAACUUGCAAUGAAGUUUUAAGAACGAAACGCUCUGAUUUCAAGGAGAAGAUACUCAAAGAAGCAUCCAAAUACGUACAUCCAGAAAUUCGAAAAUGCUGCAUGGCUGGAGUAAAAGCAUAUCCAGUCAGUGAGACUUGCAGUGACAGAGCUCAGCGAAUUCGGAGUAAUGCAAAGUGCAUUUCUGCAUUCAGAGAUUGCUGUGAAUUUGCAAACAAACUGCGGGAGAAAGAGCCUAAUAAGCUUCUGAUAUUGGCAAGAAUGCAUUUUGAGGCCAUCUUGGAACUGGAUGAGGCAAAAGUUCGCAGCUACUUCCCUGAAAGCUGGUUAUGGGAAGUUCACCAAGUUUCUCCAAGGUCAAAGACUCUGUCUGUCACCUUGCCUGAUUCGCUGACUACCUGGGAAGUACAAGGUGUUGGCAUUUCUGAUAAAGGUAUAUGUGUUGCUACACCAUUGGAAGUGCAAGUUGUAAAAGAUAUCUUCCUGAGCGUUUAUGUUCCUUAUUCUGUGGUGCGAGGAGAACAAAUUGAGUUAAAAGGAUCAGUUUAUAACUAUAGAGACGCUGCAAUUAAGUUCUGUGUUAAAAUAGCAGCUGGAAAUGGAAUCUGUUCUUUUGGAGAUUCUGCAACUACUGGAUCAAGGAUACGCAAUUGUAAUUUUAAGAAUCUAGAUGGUGCUUCUUCGUCACUGGUUACAUUCAGAAUACUUCCUUUGGAAUUAGGUCUUCACACUAUCAACUUUACAUUGCUGACAGCCAGGAACAGUGAAACUGUAAUUAAAACUUUACGUGUAAUGCCAGAAGGCAUUAAGAAAGAACUUCAUGCAGGUUUCACUUUGGAUCCACAGGGUGUUUAUGGUUCACUCAAGAGACGACAAGAAUUUCGAUACAAAGUCCCACUAAAUCUGGUCCCUAAAACAAAAAUUGAUAGAAGUGUCAGUGUAAAAGGGCAUCUUAUGGGUGAAGCGAUUGCCACAAUCCUCAGUCCUACUGGUCUUAGUAUUCUUACUAAUCUGCCAAAGGGCAGUGCAGAGGCAGAGUUUAUGAGUAUUGCCCCAGUAUUUUAUGUGUUUCACUACUUGGAAGAGUCAAAUAACUGGCAUUUACUGGGUCCUGAAACCUUAACUUCAAGAACUCAAAUGAGGAGAAAGAUGAAAGAAGGAAUUGUGAGCAUCUUGUCAUUCAGAAAUUCUGACUUCUCAUAUAGCAUGUGGAAGAAUGGGCAAGCUAGCACAUGGUUGACAGCUUUUGCUUUAAGGAUUUUUGGACAAGUUCAUCAAUAUAUAAAUCUUGAUCAAAUUUCUGUUUGUAAUUCACUUCUGUGGUUGAUUGAUAGCUGUCAAAUGCCAGAUGGAUCAUUCAGUGAAUUUUCAAAUUACCAACCAGUGAAACUACAGGGUACAUUACCUAGAGAAGGUAAAGAAAAAUCUUUGUAUCUCACAGCAUUUUCUGUUAUUGGAAUUGAGAAGUCAAUUAAAAUAUGUCCUACUCAGAAAAUCCAUGAUGCUAAAAAUAAAGCAGGAGAUUAUUUGAUGAAAAAUGCGUUGUCUGCUCAGAGCCCCUUUACUAUGGCAAUAACUUCAUAUGCUUUAGCUCUUGUGGAUUUGAACCAUCAAUCUGCACGAUCAGCAUUCUCUGCACUGAAGAAGGAAGCAUCUGUCAUAGGUGACCCUCCUAUUUAUCGUUUUUGGAAAGAUACUUUCAAAACACUAGACCAACACACUCCCAGCUCUGUUACUGCACAAAUGGUUGAAACCACAGCAUAUGCCUUGCUUACUACUUUGCUAAGAGGGGAGAAAGACUAUGCUAAUCCAAUCAUGAAAUGGUUGUCUGAAGAACAAAGAUAUGGUGGAGGAUUUUAUUCAACUCAAGACACAAUUAAUGCCCUUGAGGCCUUGACUGAAUAUUCCCUUCUUGUCAGACGGCUUAAUUUGGACAUGAAUGUUAAGGUAGCAUACAAGAACUAUGGAGACCUUCAUGUAUUUAAACUGACAGAAGAUAAUUUCGUGGGAAGAACUGUGACAGUACCUUUGGAUGAUGACAUAUAUGUAAGCACUGGAAGCAGCACUGGCAUAGCUACAGUAAAUGUGAGGACAGUAUAUAAUGCAAUCGGUACUUCUGAAGAGUCGUGUAACUUUGAAUUGAAGAUUGUUCCAAAGAGAGAUGAUGGUUACAGAAAAGAAGAGGGUGAGCCACUUGGGCGCUUAGAGGCAUGUGCAAAGUACAGGCCCGGCGUGAGAGAGCCACAGUCAGGAUCUGCUCAUGCUGUGAUGGACAUAGGUUUGGUUAGUGGAUUGGAAGCGAAUACGGAAGACUUAUCUACUCUUGCAAGUGGAGUUGAUCAGCUGGUAGCAGAUUAUGAGAUAAAAGAUGGGCAUGUUAUUCUGCAAAUAGACUCUGUGCCAGCUAAUAAUUUUCUCUGUGUUGAGUUCCGAAUAAGUGAGCUUUUCCGGGUUGGAAUGCUAAAUCCUGCCACAUUCACUGUAUAUGAAUAUCAUGCACCAGAUAAAAGGUGCACUAUAUUUUAUAACCCCUACGGAAAUGAAAAACUUGUGAGAUUGUGUGAAGGAGACGAAUGCAAAUGCAUGGAAGCUGAGUGUAGUAAAGUACAGGAGAGGCUAGAUUGGUCAAUAACUGCCGACACCAGGAGAGAAGCUGCAUGCCAGAAUGAUAUUGCAUAUGUUUAUAAAGUGAACAUUUUAUCUCGCAGUGAAGAAGGUUAUUUUGUAAAGUAUUCUGCAACUCUUCUGGACCUCUAUAAAAGAGGGCAGGCUUUUGCUCAAAAAAAUAAUGAAAUAACCUUUGUUAAAAAGAAGACCUGUACAGAUGUUGAACUGAGCCCAGGAGAGCAGUAUUUGAUCAUGGGAAAAGAAGCCUUAAAGAUAAACAUUGGUUACAAUUUCAAAUUCCAGUACCCUUUGGACUCCAGCACUUGGAUUGAGUGGUGGCCUUCAAAUGCAGCAUGUACAUUUUGUCAGGAGUUUUUAAAUAUAAUGGAAGACUUUGCUGAAGAUCUCAUCAUCAGUGGCUGUUGAUUUACUUGGAGAAUUUUUAAAUUAAAAAUAUAGAUCAAAUCUCAUAUAUAAAAAAAAAAAAUCCUCACCUGUUUAGUAAUUCUUUCCUGAACUUAACAUUCAUUAAUAGUUCAUCUUGAAAAAUGGUGUUUGCUUGUAUGUUAUAGCCACGUUCUUAUAACACAGUCAUGUUGAAAACAUGAUUUUUAAGUUUGGAGGGGACAAUAACGCAGAAUACUGCAAAGACGUUUGAAGUCAGAUGAAGUGGAUCAACUGUAAAAACAAACAUGGAAAGUACUGUCUUGUGCCAGAAUAACACUUAGAAGCAUUAAAAUCUGAUGUCUUAUUAAAAUAUAACCCUUCCUUCAUUAAAAAAAAAAAAAGGAAAAAUAAAAUUGUUUAUCAAAUAA